Molecule: messenger RNA, 546 nt
Organism: Closterium sp. NIES-65
Lineage: Eukaryota; Viridiplantae; Streptophyta; Zygnematophyceae; Desmidiales; Closteriaceae
Source: the annotation of a GenBank genome assembly
UCCACGGCGGCGGGCAGCAGCAGCGCGGCUGGCGGCGAGGCGUCGUCGCUGCGGUCGUACCUGCUGUGCAUCCGACACACGCUGCACGCCGCGCUCUGCCUGCAGGAGUUUCCCUGUCAAGAUGUGGAGCGCUACUCCAAGCCAGAAGUCGAGUUCAGGACAAGUCCGGAGCUCCUUCUGAAUCCGGUGGUGAUUUGCCGCAACGAGUCGGAGAGGUGCCUCAUUGAGGGCUCCAUCAACUCAGUGCGAGUCAGCAUCAAGGUGAAGCAUGCGGACGAGAUGGAGAACCUGCUGGGGUCCAAGUACCUCUCCUUCCUCUCCAUGCGCGCUGAGUCCUUCCUCGUGCUGCGUCGCAAACCACUCCCGGGCUACGACCUGUCGUUCCUGAUAACAGCGGAGCACUGCCAGUCGCUGCACAAGCACCGCCUCGUCGACUUUGUAGUGCGCUUCCUGCAGGACAUGCACCGGGACAUGGCGGAGCUCAAGGAGGCCAUCAACGCCAGUGGCCGAGUCGUCGCAGCUGACUUCUUCAAGCAGUUCCUCUGA